UUCCCAUAGUUACCGGAACCACAUACAGCAGGGCCAUGUGGUUUUCCCAACUCACCAUGUAUGAAAUAUAGUGCCUACAGUGUGUCUACCUUAAAGUCCAAUUACUAUAAUAGAAAUCAUCAAUCAACAUGCUUGUGCCUGGCCUAAUAAAGUAUCUUGUGAAACACAGUGUUUAUGUUUCAAAUUUUAACUAUUGCAGGAUUCUAAUAAGACAAAAAAAGACCAUGCCUCCAGUGUCACAACUUAUGGUCCCUUUACCUGUCAAAUCUAUGCCAGAUAGUUCAAAUGUGGGUGCUGAAUUAACUGGAAAACUCAACAAAGAAGAAAUAAUGAAAUGGUUAGCGAAAUUCUAUCAACGAAGAGAAAUUAAAGCUGCAGCUGUGGAAAAUGGAAUUGACAAUUACAUAUAUCAUCAGACAUACCUCAGUUUCAGAAAAUUUUGUCUUGAAGAUGACAAGUUGCCAGUUGAUUUACAUGUCACCCUAAGUGAUAUCAUAGCAGGAGCUUGUCAUUUAGAUAGUUUGUUACCAUACUUUAUUCGGCAUGCAAAACAAGCUUUUCCUCAUUUAGAAUGCCUUGAUGAUUUGAAAAAAAUCUCUGAUCUUCGACUUCCUGCAAAUUGGUACCCUGAAGCAAGAGCUUUGACACGCAAAAUUGUAUUUCAUUCUGGCCCAACAAAUAGUGGGAAAACAUAUCAUGCUCUUGAAAGGUUUUUUAAUUCAAAAUCAGGAGUUUAUUGUGGUCCCUUAAAACUUUUGGCAUCUGAAGUGUAUUACAAAAGUAAUCAGCGUGGUGUCCCAUGUGAUUUAGUAACUGGAGAAGAAAGAAAUUUUGCUAAUGCUACUGAUAAAUCUCCUUCUUCCCAUGUAUCUUGCACUGUUGAAAUGGUCUCAGUGAACACUCCAUAUGAAGUUGCUGUUAUUGAUGAAAUUCAGAUGUUAAAGGACCCUAGUCGCGGUUGGGCAUGGACAAGAGCAUUAUUGGGUGUAGUUGCUGAAGAGGUGCACGUUUGUGGUGAAGCCGCCGCAAUUGAUGUUGUAAAAGAAAUUCUCAUGAGUGCCAGCGAAGAAAUCGAGAUGCGUCGAUAUAAACGUCUUACGGAGCUAAUUAUCGAAGAUGCUUCUCUGGGAACCUUAGAUAAGAUUAGGCCGGGAGACUGUUUAGUUUGUUUCAACAAGCAAGACAUAUUCUGGUCUAUGAGACAAAUUGAAGCUAUGGGCAUUGAAUGCGCAGUGAUUUAUGGAUCACUACCACCUGGAACAAAAUUAGCGCAAGCCAAGAAGUUCAAUGAUCCCGAUCACCCCUGUAAAGUUCUGGUUGCUACUGAUGCUAUUGGCAUGGGAUUGAAUCUGAAUAUUGGCCGCGUUAUAUUUAAUUCUCUCAUCAAACCUACGACAAAUGAAAAAGGGGAGAAAGAAAUGGACACUAUAAGCACUUCGCAGGCUUUGCAAAUUGCCGGAAGAGCUGGCCGGUAUGGAACCCAGUUUUCGACUGGCUAUGUAACAACUCUAAAAAAUGAAGAUUUGCCAACACUCAAACGACUUCUAUCCCAACAUCCAGAGCCAAUCAAUCAAGUUGGUUUACAUCCAACAGCCGAACAAAUCGAACUCUAUGCCUAUCAUUUGCCCCAUGCUAACCUAUCGAACUUGAUUGAUAUAUUCGUCAAUUUAUCAACACUUGACGAUUCUCUUUAUUUCAUAUGCAACAUUAACGAUUUCAAGUUUUUGGCUGACAUGAUUCAGCACGUUCCUCUACCUUUGCGAGCUCGGUAUGUAUUUUGCUGUGCUCCUAUCAAUAGGAAAAUACCUUUCGUCUGUUCCAUGUUUUUGAAGUUUGCACGUCAGUACAGCAGGAACGAAGUCCUUUCCUUCGAUUGGUUGGGACGGCAAAUUGGCUUGCCUUUUUCUUGCCCCAACACGUUGCUCGAAUUAGUUCACCUUGAAUCUGUAUUUGAUGUGCUCGAUUUAUACCUUUGGUUAAGUUAUCGCUUCCAGGAUUUGUUUCCUGACGCUUCUCUGGUUCGAGAUAUGCAAAAGGAACUUGACUGUUUAAUUCAAACAGGUGUGGCGCAGCUUACUAGACUAUUAAUAAACUCGGAAACCGGAGUAAGCAGUGGAACGAGUCAAGCGGUCGAGGCUGAAGAAAACCAACAUGUUCCGAGUGCUAAGAAAACUCCCUAUUUCCACAAUGCAGUCAAUAUCGUGAACUCCAUAUCAUCUCAUGGAAGGAUAGCCGAUCGCCUGUUGUCUGAAGGUUUGCUGACACCUAAACUUCUGGAGGAUUUGAAAACAGAGUGGCAGCGUGAAAAGGACAAUGAAACGGCCCAUGAAACUGUUAGCACCGUCACUAGUCCUCUUUCAACUAAGCGUAGCAAAAAUGAAAUGUUCAAAGCCGUGAAGAGAAUCAAUAGAAAACGUGUAAAAUAGAAUGUUUAAAUUAAUAAACAGGUUAUGUCUGA
Daphnia pulicaria is the source of this 2458-nucleotide messenger RNA. It is a transcript of the gene Suv3, whose product is annotated as ATP-dependent RNA helicase SUV3 homolog, mitochondrial-like. Gene Ontology annotation, molecular function: ATP binding; hydrolase activity, acting on acid anhydrides; RNA helicase activity. NCBI's taxonomy places the organism in Eukaryota, Metazoa, Arthropoda, Branchiopoda, Diplostraca, Daphniidae. Bases 129 to 2426 code for a protein of 765 amino acids. The record is from RefSeq and is a predicted model, not a curated record. Gene Ontology annotation, cellular component: mitochondrial degradosome. The transcript is spliced from 7 exons. Gene Ontology annotation, biological process: mitochondrial RNA 3'-end processing; RNA catabolic process.